Molecule: messenger RNA, 1058 nt
Organism: Andrographis paniculata
Lineage: Eukaryota; Viridiplantae; Streptophyta; Magnoliopsida; Lamiales; Acanthaceae
Product: ESCRT-related protein CHMP1B
Exons: 1
Coding region: 183-794 (203 amino acids)
Biological process (GO): late endosome to vacuole transport; endosome transport via multivesicular body sorting pathway; protein transport
Cellular component (GO): multivesicular body; ESCRT III complex
Source: RefSeq, a predicted model, not a curated record
AAUAGAUUAACGGUAACGCCAUCUUUUACCGUACACCCGACCCGAAAUCAGACCCGACCCGAUAUCUGCCCGAAUAUUUCAGAACCCUAGUGUGAGAAGAACCCUAAAAUUCUCGGCUUUCCCCCAAUUUGAUCGUGUGUAGAUUGGAAUUUGGGAUUUUGGAUUGUUUGAGAGGAUUGGCGAUGGGGAACACGGAGAAAUUGAUGCAACAGAUUAUGGAUCUGAAAUUCACGUCGAAGAGCCUGCAGAGGCAGGCGCGGAAGUGCGAGAAGGAGGAGAAAUCGGAGAAGUUGAAGGUGAAGAAGGCGAUCGAGAAAGGCAACAUGGACGGCGCACGGAUCUACGCUGAGAACGCCAUCCGGAAGCGGAACGAACAGAUGAAUUACCUCCGCCUCGCAUCGCGGCUCGACGCCGUCGUCGCGCGGCUCGACACGCAGGCGAAGAUGACCGCGAUCAGCAAGUCGAUGGGGAGCAUCGUCAAAUCGCUCGAAUCGACGCUGGCGACCGGAAACCUGCAGAAGAUGUCGGAGACGAUGGACAAGUUCGAGAAGCAGUUCGUCAAUAUGGAAGUUCAGGCUGAGUUCAUGGAGAGCUCGAUGGCCGGAAGCACGUCGCUCUCCACGCCUGAAGGCGAGGUCAACAGCCUUAUGCAGCAGGUCGCCGAUGACUACGGCCUCGAGGUUUCCGUCGGCCUGCCGCAACCGGCGGCGCACGCAGUUUCGGUCAAGGACACUGAGAAGGUCGAUGAGGACGAUCUCAGCCGGCGCCUUGCGGAGCUCAAGGCGCGUGGAUGAACUGAACAUAGGGUACUAUUUGAGAUUAUUGGAUGCCUUUAUCUGUUCUAUAUAUAAUGCAGGGGGGCUCUUAAUUUCUGCUAUAAUCUGGUGUUAGAUUGAUACAUGAACUUCUUGAUAUCGUGGGUAUCCAUUGUGCAUAAAUUCGACUCUGCCAUGAUGAUGACAUUGGUUCGAAUGAAUAUUUGCCGAUCGUAUCGGUUUGGAAGGUUAUAUAUGUAAUGUGGAUUGGGGCUUCAAGGUUAUAUAGUUUGCUAUUAUGAA